GCGACGGCCAAACGUUAGACACCGCCCUCCCCGGAUACUCCGUGCUACAAAACGCGCGGAGCUAAUAAGCCGGGGGGCGAGGUGACGUCAUCGGGGAAGCAGUUGGUUUCCAGCAAGGAUCAGCCUGCUGCUACUCAUGUAGGGAAGUGUCCCACUGUCCAGACUCUUUUACUUGACUUCAACAACAAUAGUUGUUGCACGUUUCUACACUUGUUUUUUUCCUCGAAACUUCGUAGCGACACAAUGUCUUUCGUCCCGGGACAGCCGGUGACCGCUGUUGUGCAACGCAUUGAGAUCCAGAAGUUGCGGCAGGGGGAUUGUCUGAUCCUGGGCUUCAGCAUUGGAGGAGGGAUCGACCAGGACCCUGGACAGAACCCCUUCUCUGAUGACAAGACUGACAAAGGCAUCUAUGUGACCAGGAUAACGCCUGGAGGACCAGCAGACGCGGCAGGCUUGAGGAUGGGAGACAAAUUAAUGCAGGUCAAUGGCUGGGAUAUGACCAUGGUGACCCACGACCAGGCUCGUAAAAGACUAACAAAGAAGAAUGAGGACGUGGUGCGGCUACUGGUAACCAGGAAAUCAUUGGAAGACGCUGUCAAACACUCAAUGGGCGGUUACCCCAGACAGUAAUGUACUGACACUAAUUACAACCACAGACUAAUGCAAUAGUCAAGGACCCGAACACUCUCAUAUACUGAGACCCCCACAAGCUUAGAUGAUGGUGUCACUGUGGCCUUUAUAACAACGUCAAUGCAAAAAUAUUACGCAGCAAAGUGUUUAAUACCCAGAUGCUUUAGUCUGCACGGGACAGUCAUUGGACAAUGAGAGCGUGCUCUUUCUUUCCAUACACACUCCUACUCAUCUCUCAGUUAUCUGCUUUACUUUUUAUUUUUGUAGCUUAUCCUUCGAAAAUAUGUAGCAAUCCAAAAAUUCUCUGAUCCACAGGACUCUGAUGCAAUUAAUCAAAAUCAUGUUGCUGUAUAAAUAGUUUGGUUAAGAAUAAAUAGUUUACGCAGAUAUUCACAUCAAUUUCUAUUAGAGCCUGACCGGUACUGGAUUUUAGGGAGUAAAAGAAUUCUGUUAUCGAUUUAGCGCUGAUGUAGUAUAUACAUGUAACACAGGCAAUAUGGGCUUCCUAAAUGCAAAUGUUACAUUUGUUGCCCUUCGCGUAUUUUGCUACAGUGAUGUUAAGCUCUCGUCCCUUGUGUUGAAUGACAUUCAAAAAAUUCACAUCACUGAGAGCAGCUUUCUGUCUCUCAAUCUGUGCUGCUUGACACCAGAUUGUGAGCCGCAGAGCACUCUGCUGGACAAACUACAUGAUAACAUAAUUUCUAAAUUACCCAACCAUCUUUUUCUGCAUUAUAUUCUGUUAAAAAAGUUUUCAUAUUGGCCCUCUUGACACUAAUAUAUCUGACAGGCCAAUAGAAUCUACUUACUGAUGUAUCGGUUUGGCUCUAAUUACUAUAUCUACUGUUUGACUGGUUUAACUGAAAUGACUGAAAAAUUUUUUUUCAAGUAAACACUUUUCAUAAAAUAUACUUCCAUAUCUUCCUUCUACACAUCAGUGUUGAUUAUAGUGCAAAAUUCUUGAUUCAUUCCAACUUUGGAGAUCUCUGCCAAAUGUUUCCAGUCCACGCUUCAUACGAGUCCUUUGCUAGCAAUCUUUUUUUAAUCCUUUUUGCCUACAGCUGACCAAAGUUGGUCUUGAUGGUUUGGAACCAUCAAGAAUUUUCAUUGGUGUUUAUUGUAUGAUUUAAUGAUCAGCGUUUCAUCUCAUUUAAAUAAAAUAAAAAAGUGAUUUGCUGUCAUUCCUGUCAAGAUUUACAGCAUCAAAUGCCAAAGUAAAAGCCAAGGAGCUGUAAAGUGAUAAAAAAAACUGUAUGUAAAGCAAACAAGUAAAGUAUGUUUGUAAUCGUUUUCUUCUUUUAAUAAUGGUACAGCGUUCUGUACACCAAACCUUCAUGCUCAGUGUUUUAAUGCAUACUAAUCUUUUCACAAAUGAUUCUUUAUUUUCUGUCAAUCCUUCUGUGUCUGCGUCUGCUAAAGUAACACAUUUAAAACGUACAUAUAUCUCAAAUAAACAACAUUCCAGAAGCUA
Centropristis striata (black sea bass) is the source of this 2098-nucleotide messenger RNA. RefSeq names its product Tax1 (human T-cell leukemia virus type I) binding protein 3 (gene tax1bp3). The coding region runs from base 244 to 630 and encodes 128 amino acids. Lineage: Eukaryota; Metazoa; Chordata; Actinopteri; Perciformes; Serranidae. The transcript is spliced from 4 exons. The record is from RefSeq and is a predicted model, not a curated record. Gene Ontology annotation, cellular component: postsynaptic membrane; adherens junction; postsynaptic density. Gene Ontology annotation, biological process: neurotransmitter receptor transport, endosome to postsynaptic membrane; neurotransmitter receptor transport postsynaptic membrane to endosome. Gene Ontology annotation, molecular function: protein binding.